Molecule: messenger RNA, 3481 nt
Organism: Aspergillus candidus
Lineage: Eukaryota; Fungi; Ascomycota; Eurotiomycetes; Eurotiales; Aspergillaceae
Product: putative DNA damage repair protein Mus42
Exons: 2
Coding region: 32-3481 (1149 amino acids)
Biological process (GO): error-prone translesion synthesis; error-free translesion synthesis
Cellular component (GO): nucleus
Molecular function (GO): DNA-directed DNA polymerase activity; deoxycytidyl transferase activity; damaged DNA binding
Source: RefSeq, a predicted model, not a curated record
GUUCAAACCAUGCCCCUGUACAUCGCCCACCAUGGGCUCCCUCCUUGACGAAAAAUCGAACUCGGUGCGCAAACGUAUCGAAAACCAUGUCUUUGAAGAUGAGGUAGGUGAAGAAUAUGAGGCGUCUGCUUUUGGUGGCUUCGGCGACUACAUGCGCCGCAAGAAAAUCAAAUUGCAGAACCUCGACGCCGAGAUCCGUUCCUCAUCUGGAGAUUGUCUGCCGAUAUUUCGUGGCGUCGUGGUGCACGUCAACGGGUAUACGCAGCCGUCCUUGCAGGAUCUCCACCGCAUGGUAGUCAGCCAUGGGGGGGGUUUUCUUCAGUAUCUAGACGGGAAAACUUCGGCAACCCACAUUGUUGCCAGUUCAUUGACCCCGAAGAAGCGGGAGGAAUUUCGUCGGUAUCGCAUCGUGAAGCCGGCGUGGGUGGUGGAGAGCAUCAAAGCCAAGCGUUUACUACCUUGGGACGCCUUUCGCGUAGUAGAUGAAGGGCAAACCCAAAAGGUGCUGAAAUUUGACAACGGGCGUGUCCUGAACGAGUCAAACACUCCACAGUCCAGUUACCGCGAUCAGACGAACUCUAGUUGGUACACAUCACAACUAAGGGAAUCUGCUCAGGUUCAAUAUGGGCAACCGAGCUCCGGCGUCUCUGAUAUGAGUCCUACCGCCGAUCAACCGGUGAAUCCGCCGACCCAGUCUGAUUACGGGGAUUUCCCCAGUUUUACCUCGCUGGACGAACCAAACGAAAGUAACAAGGUAGCUCGGUCCGGUGCUGAGUCUGUUGAAGAGCGGGCGACGACCCCAGUCCCCAUUAGUCACGCGCCAGAAGCGACUCAUAGCCCUUUGAAGUCGCCCCCGGCUGUAACCAAUGUGUCCUCACCUUCUCGGCGGCAUGCUCCAGCGCCAGAAGUGACUUCGGAGGAGUACAACGCCCAACUGCUCUCGGAUCCCCGCAUGCGGAACAACAGCGUUGUUAAUCCAGAGUUCAUCCAACAGUACUAUAGAGAGUCUCGUCUUCACCACCUCUCAACGUGGAAGGCAGAAUUGAAGGCCCAGCUCCAGCUAGCGGCAAAAGAGAAAUCCCAGUCGCCCCUAAGUCGAAGGCGGCAGAUCCCUGGGGCGCGGCGGUACAUCAUGCACGUUGACUUCGAUUGCUUCUUCGCCGCAGUUGCCGUUCUCAAGCACCCCGAUCUCGAGGGGAAGCCGGUCGCCGUAGCCCACGGUACGGGCAGCGGCUCAGAGAUCGCCAGUUGCAAUUAUACCGCGCGUGCAAAAGGCGUCAAGAAUGGUAUGUGGAUGAAGGGGGCUCUGCAAUCGUGUCCAGAUCUGAACGUCUUGCCCUAUGACUUUCCGGCAUAUGAGGAUGCUAGUCGGAAAUUUUACAGCGCCAUCCUUUCAGUGGACGGCAUCGUGCAGAGUGUCAGUAUUGACGAAGCGUUGGUCGAUAUCACCGGCCAGUGUCUGGAGGCCGGGGGCUCCGAUGGGAGAGGCGUGUCCGAAGGCUCCAUCUACAGAGAGCAAGCCAAGGCGGAUGAAAUCGCCGACAGUCUUAGACACGCUGUCAAAUUGGAGGCCGGGUGCUCCGUCUCUAUGGGUAUUGGAGGCAACAUCCUUCAGGCAAAGGUUGCAUUGCGAAAAGCCAAACCGGCUGGCCAAUUUCAACUCAAGCCGGAUAUGGUGCUCGACUUUAUUGGAAACCUCACAGUCCAGGAUUUGCCAGGCGUGGGCUACAGUCUCGGGGCAAAGUUGGAAGAGCUUGGUAUAAAAUUCGUCAAAGACGUCAGGGACCAGUCAAAAGAAAGACUCACUUCUGCCCUGGGACCCAAAACAGGGGCUAAGAUCUGGGAAUAUGCCCGUGGGAUUGAUAGAACUGAAGUUGGCAACGAAGUGAUGAGGAAAUCCGUCUCGGCGGAGGUCAACUGGGGCAUCCGUUUCGUCAAUCAGACCCAGGCCGAAGAUUUUGUGCGCUCCUUAUGUGAAGAGCUACACCGACGACUCGUCGAAAACCUGGUCAAAGGGAAGCAGCUCACUCUCAAAGUCAUGCGACGGUCAGCGGAUGCGCCAUUAGAACCCGUCAAACAUCUAGGGCACGGAAAGUGUGAUACAUUCAACAAGAGUGUCCUGCUGGGAGUGCCAUCUAAUUCCACCGAUGUCCUUGGGAAAGAGGCCGUCUCGAUGCUCAAGAGUUUCGCAAUCUCACCGGGCGACUUGAGAGGCAUCGGAGUACAGAUGACCAAGCUAGAGCCUCUGAAACCUGCAACGGGGGGAAGCAUUGAGGCCAGCCAGAAACAGCUCAAUUUCAAGGCCUCCCCUGCGCGUAAAAGGGCCCAGCAAGCCCAUGACCCGGACGACCUGGAGAGCCCACGCAAGGAGGAAACGGAUACGGUCAACUACGGGCCGUCGCUCAACGAUAGCAACCAGAAGCCUUUGAAUAUAUCAGGCACCCAAUUCAUCAUGCCAUCUCAAACCGAUCCGCAGGUCGUAGCGGAGCUCCCGAACGAUAUACGGUCCAAGCUCGUUGCACAAGGAAAGCAGGCUUCUCGGAGAGGCCGGUCGACUUCACCCUGCCCUCCGCCUCGUCGAAAUCAACCGCCAGUUGCAGCUGAGCUUCCACCCCAGUCUCAGCUCGAUCCAGAAACCCUCGCUGCCCUACCCGAAGACGUGAGGGCCGAAGUUCUAGGCUACUACAACCAGCAAGGCCCCUCAGACCCUCAGGCUGCACCUGCACCCGCAGCACCUACAUCACCCGCAACGGUCCCCGCACCUCCCAACCCACUCCGCUUCAAAAAGCCCACAAGUCCACCAAAGAAGAAACGCGGUCGACCCAGCACCAAAUCAACCGGCUCCACGACCCUCCGACAAGCGAACUUCCUCUUCCCACGCCCCACAACCCCCACCCUCAGCGAAGAGCGAGGCGAACCAUCUCCCCUCCCCGACCCAGCCGACGAAGUAUCGCCCGAAUUCCUCGCCGCCCUCCCAGAAGACAUCCGGCGCGAGGUCCUCGAAGAACAUAGACGAGCGCGCACACGAUCACGCCCAGGCAGCGCUACGCAGCGCACCACGGGCCAACAAACUCGCCCUUUUGGCGCACCGCCUGCACCCGCCCAAGAAAGACGACUCCGACUUCCUCCCCUACCGGAACGGCCAACGUUCACAUCGCAGAAGUUAUCCAGGCUGUCUGAUCUGCGCGACGCAAUCGGGUCUUGGCACGCUGCGUUUGCGGAAGAAGGGCCCUUCGAAGAAGAUGUCGAGGCCCUUGCGUACUAUGUGAAGCGUGUGGUGGUGGACGAGAGAGAUCUGGACAAGGCGGUGUCCGUCACGAAGUGGCUUAUGUGGCUUGUUGAGGAUAGUCGUCCGACGGGGGCUGGUGGAGAGCGCGGGUCUCCGAAUGGUCUUUCGUGGGACGAGGCGGUGCGGUCUUUGCAGCGGAGUGUUGCGGAGGGGGUGGAAGAACGGGGGUUACCUCCUGUAGACUUCUCUUGA